CGAGUCGAGGUCCUGAAAGUGUUUCAGGAUUCAUUAAUCUCUCUCUCAGGGAUUUUUUCCUUCGUUUAUUCCGCCGUCUUCCGUGUCUAAAUAAAAAAAAAAACAACAGGGCUUUAUCCAGCAAUCGCCGGCCAUGUCGGAGACAUACGAUUUCUUGUUCAAAUUUCUCGUGAUUGGGAAUGCAGGGACGGGGAAGUCAUGUCUUCUUCACCAGUUUAUAGAAAAUAAAUUCAAAGAUGACUCCAAUCAUACCAUAGGCGUGGAGUUUGGAUCAAAAAUAAUCAACGUGGUAAAUAAAUUUGUCAAGCUCCAAAUAUGGGACACUGCAGGCCAAGAGCGAUUCAGGUCAGUGACACGAAGCUACUACAGAGGAGCAGCAGGGGCCCUCCUUGCAUAUGACAUCACCAGCCGAGAAACCUACAACGCUCUGACUAACUGGUUGACGGAUGCUAGGAUGCUGGCCAGUCAAAACAUUGUCAUUAUUUUGUGUGGUAAUAAGAAAGACCUGGAUGGGGACAGAGAGGUCACCUUCCUGGAGGCAUCCCGCUUUGCGCAGGAGAAUGAGUUGAUGUUCCUGGAGACGAGUGCCCUGACGGGGGAGAAUGUGGAAGAGGCCUUUGUGCAAUGUGCCAGGAAAAUCCUCAACAAAAUUGAGUCAGGAGAGCUCGACCCUGAACGCAUGGGCUCAGGGAUUCAGUAUGGAGAUGCGGCUCUGCGCCAGCUCCGCUCGCCUCGUCGGGCUCAGGCCCAGAGUGCCCAGGAAUGUGGCUGUUAGUCAAAGGGCCUCAAUGCAUUGAGAACCAAGGUGUGCUGAGACAAGGAGGACAGAUGCAGGGACUGUGAGGUUGAGCCCAGCAAGAUGGAGCGACUCUUCCCUGACCUUCCUUUCCCUUUCAAACAGAGGUACUGUCAGAGGGCCCCAGACAGUAUCAGAUCCCUGGGUCAUCUUUGGACACCCAGCUUGUUCCAGGGCUUCUUCAAGUGGAGGACACCCCUAUAUUCUCCUCCCCCAACACAAUACCAGAGUGGUUCAACACCACUCGUCAUUGUUGCCAUUACCCCUCAUUACCCUUACUUACAUAGUGUAUGUACAUAGUAUGGAUUUCCCUGUAAAUCUCAUAAAGCAUGUUCUAUGGACUGAAAAACAGUAUUACAUCAAUGGAUGAUGACUGCAAUAUUCAUAAUUGUUUGACAUAUCGUACAAUCUUGUCUUAGUCUUCCAUGGGUAUUUUAUCUGUAGCUUUUAUCACUCACGUUGCUUGCAUUUAAAACAUUUUUGUUUGUUUGUAAGGACACAUAGUGAAUUAGUUUUUAUUUCUUAUUACAUGACUGUUGUUCAUGCUUUGUUAAUUUGUACUUUGAAGGUUGUUUUGUAAAUAAAGUGUCCUGAAAUGUG
This is a messenger RNA of Conger conger (European conger), 1396 nucleotides long. It is a transcript of the gene rab4a, whose product is annotated as RAB4a, member RAS oncogene family. The transcript is spliced from 8 exons. Lineage: Eukaryota; Metazoa; Chordata; Actinopteri; Anguilliformes; Congridae. Gene Ontology annotation, cellular component: endosome. Gene Ontology annotation, molecular function: GTP binding; GTPase activity. The record is from RefSeq and is a predicted model, not a curated record. Gene Ontology annotation, biological process: Rab protein signal transduction; regulation of endocytosis. Bases 134 to 775 code for a protein of 213 amino acids.